This is a messenger RNA of Hippoglossus stenolepis (Pacific halibut), 546 nucleotides long. Its product is annotated as integumentary mucin C.1-like. The transcript has 2 exons. The record is from RefSeq and is a predicted model, not a curated record. The annotation marks the transcript as partial. Lineage: Eukaryota; Metazoa; Chordata; Actinopteri; Pleuronectiformes; Pleuronectidae.
ACUACCACUACCCCAACAACAACCACCACUACCCCAACAACAACCACCACUACCACUACACCAACUACAACUACCACUACCCCAACGACAACAACCACUACCCCAACUACAACAACCACUACCCCAACUACAACUACCACUACCCCAACUACAACAACCACUACCCCAACUACAACAACCACUACCCCAACUACAACAACCACUACCCCAACUACAGCUACCACUACACCAACUACAACUACCACUAUCCCAACGACAACAACCACUACCCCAACUACAACAACCACUACCCCAACUACAACUACCACUACCCCAACAACAACCACCACUACCCCAACAACAACCACCACUACCCCAAUUACAACUACCACUAGCCCAACUACAACAACCACGACCCCAACAACAACCACCACUACCCCAACUAUCACUACCCCAACUACAACAACCACUACCCCAACGACAACAACAACUACCCCAACUACUACAACCACUACCCCAACAACCACUACCCAAACUACUACAACCACUACCCCAACUACAACAACC